AUGACUUCCAGCACAUUUCCAGAAGGGGGCCCUGUGACUUCAGAGCAAUCUGAGAGCACUCCGGCCAACAUUGCCCUUCAUGUUCUCAGUCCUUCUUUGCCUCCUCCCAGUCGCUUUACCCUCAAUGAUUUACCUCGUUCGACCACAGUGGCAGACUUAAAGACUCGCAUUUCGCAAUCCAUACCGAGCCAGCCGUCCUCAGUGAAUCAGCGCUUGAUAUACCGAGGAAAGCCUCUCAUGAACCAGAAUGAGACGUUGCAGACUAUCCUUGAACCGCCAGGUGAAUCGGAAUACUCGAUACAUCUGGUUCUUCCUCCCGCUCCUGCACCCUCUGCUCCUUCCCCCGCGGACUUGCCGUCGGCCGCGCCUGCCCCAACCCAAGAAGCAGUCGGGGGAGCUCCCAUCGAUACUAUGCGCAAUUCCCUCUCAGCGGCCAAUGCCAAUCGAUUCGCUGCACCGAAUUUUCCACAUGUUCAAGGAAUCAGAUUCCGAGGGAAUAUGCCAACGCCUUCUAGAGCAAACGAUGCGGACUUGGCACAUUUGAGACCUACAAUUGAGGCGAUCCGUCGGCAGGUAGAACAGUUAGAGCGCGGCGGAAACCAGCAGGCACGACCAGUGUCGCAGGCAACCGCGACCAACCCGUUUGGUUCUCACGUGCAAUCGCCAUCUUUUCCUCAGCAGGCUGCCUGGCAGCGAAUGUCGCACGGCUUCUCAAACCCAUCGAUUUCUGCUAUACCACAGCAUCCUUCAUCAGUUACUACCACUACUUCUUCGUUAUAUUUCACCAUGCCAUCGACUAUGCCUUCUACUACAUCAUCAACUGCGAGGUCGUCAGUCGCAGAAAGUGACCUUUCGGACUUUACCGAUAACCAGCAACUCCAGCUUCAGAUUCUACGCCAUCAGAUCGCACUAGGCGAGGACCAGCUGAGCCGGGGGAUCGCACCUCCCUUUGACCAUGUUGUGCGUUUGCGAACUCAGUUAUUCCAGAUCCUCGAUGAUCAGUAUCGCAAUCCACUUGCUCGACGUGAUGGAUCCGUGGAGUCGUUGCUCACCCGUGUCUCCAACAUGUACAACCGAGCGGAUCAGCUCCGUAUUCUGCAAGCGCGAGCGAGCAUCAGUCUGCAAAACAACCUCGGAAGUUCCGUCAUGAAUCCGGAUCACUCGACAGCACCUCUAUACCUACUUUCUUCACCAGACGGUCACCAAAGCCUUAUAACCUCACCAGGUGGCACGGGAUCGAUCCAGGCAGCACUUCGCACAGCGCAUAUGCCUACGUCAACCACGCCCGCCCACACCAUUGGGCAAGCACCCGAAGCGCAUGCGCAACCAAACCCAGCUGUCAUGGAGAAUGUCGUUCGCCAAGCCGUCCUUAACCACCAACUCCAUAACCGAGACCACCAAAUUGGGCUUGCCCGAACAAUUAGACGAAUGUGGCUGUUUAUCCGGUUAUACUUCUUCUGCUACAUGUUUAGCGAACCUGGUACUUGGACUCGAAUCUUCUUUGUCUGUUUAGCUGCCAUUAUUUCGCUGUUGUCCGACACGGGAGUCCCGCAGCAGUUGCACAGUAUGUUCGUCGCCCCUGUCCAACGCCAUAUGGAAGGAGUGAUCCAGAUCCCCCGACUUCGGCGACCUUCUGCCAGCCAGAACGCCGCGGGCCUCACAAGACAACCUACCAGAGACAACCACCGCGAAACCCAACCUACCGGACUGCGACACAACGUCAGACGAGCGGAAAGAUCUCUCCUGUUUUUCAUGGCCAGUUUGAUCCCCGGCGUCAGCGAGAGAUAUGUCGAGGUCAAUAACGCAGUCGAAGCGGAAAAUGCUCAACGUGAACGUGAAGAGGAGAACCGUCGUCGACAGGAAGAGGCAACCCAAGCUGACGCUGAUGCCGACAAUGCGGAUCAAGAGACGGUCAAUCCUCAUGCUCAUCCGGAACGAACCGUGACGAAUGCGAAUGAAAGAUACACUGCGAUACCCCAGGAGGAAGAUAGAUAA
Aspergillus chevalieri is the source of this 1995-nucleotide messenger RNA. RefSeq lists its product as uncharacterized. Bases 1 to 1995 code for a protein of 664 amino acids. The transcript has 2 exons. Gene Ontology annotation, biological process: endoplasmic reticulum unfolded protein response. Lineage: Eukaryota; Fungi; Ascomycota; Eurotiomycetes; Eurotiales; Aspergillaceae. The record is from RefSeq and is a predicted model, not a curated record. Gene Ontology annotation, molecular function: protein binding.